Papilio polytes (common Mormon) is the source of this 474-nucleotide messenger RNA. RefSeq names its product ejaculatory bulb-specific protein 3-like. Lineage: Eukaryota; Metazoa; Arthropoda; Insecta; Lepidoptera; Papilionidae. The transcript has 3 exons. The record is from RefSeq and is a predicted model, not a curated record. The coding region runs from base 83 to 463 and encodes 126 amino acids.
CUUGAAUCUGCUAUCCAUUUAGUAUGCGACAAAUUCUCCGACUGUUUCCAUCUUACGUUACUUAAUUUCGGAAAAAAUCAAAAUGAAACUAGUUAUAUUUUUGUUCCUGCUGUCAAUUUCGUUGACUGCUGCCCGUUCUAGUGGCAAAUAUACAGACCGUUAUGAUAGCAUCAACGUGGGAGAUGUUGUCUCAAACAGACGUCUGCUUGUGCCUUACUUGAGGUGUCUCCUCGAGCAAGGAAAGUGUUCGCCCGAAGGCAGAGAAUUGAAAUCUCACAUAAGGGAAGCAUUGGAGAAUUACUGCGCUAAGUGCACGGACACUCAACGGCGAGGCACUAGACUUGUGAUCGCACACCUCAUCAAUAACGAGCCGGCUUACUGGAGACAGUUGACAGACAAAUACGAUCGGAACCAUAAGUACGUCACCAAAUAUGAAAAUGAAUUAAGAACGUUUAAAUUUUAAAUAAAUUUUUA